AUGGAGGACACGCAUGAGGAGCCUCCUCGGAAGAGACGAAGAUUAAGCAGUGGCGACGACUAUGAUACUGACCACAAAGACAGAAACUUACCUAUGAGUCUGGCCAGCUCGAUAUCUCCGCCCCCGGCACGUCGGCCUCCAGUCCCCCAACUUCCAAAGGUCAUUCCGUCCCCUUUCCAGCUUACCUGGGUGCGCGAUCUUCCUGCAUCGUCCAAUGUUGAUGCGGUCUCUCUCAAAGAUAUUCUUGGUGACCCGCUCAUUGCGGAAUGCUGGGAGUUCAAUUAUCUGCAUGAUCUUGAUUUUCUCAUGGAAGCAUUUGACAAUGAUGUGAGAGAUCUGGUCAAGGUUCACGUGGUCCAUGGAUUCUGGAAAUCAGAAGAUCCCUCUCGUCAAGCCUUGCAGUUGCAAGCUGCCAAGUACGCAAAUAUAACUCUCCAUACCGCCUACAUGCCCGAGAUGUUUGGAACUCAUCAUUCAAAGAUGCUUAUUCUCCUACGCCAUGAUGCGUGUGCACAAGUCAUUAUUCAUACUGCCAAUAUGAUUCCUUUUGAUUGGACCAACAUGACGCAGGCAAUCUGGAAAUCACCAAUUUUGCCAGAACUCCCUAGCAACGCUCCUCCCGAGAGUGUAUCAAGUGAGAUGGGCAGUGGAUGUAAAUUCAAGACUGACCUUCUCAACUACUUGAAAGCGUAUGAUGGUAGACGAACAAUCUGCAAACCUUUGAUCCAACAACUUUCAAAGUAUGACUUUUCAACGGUUCGUGCGGCAUUGGUAGCCAGCGUUCCUGCUAGACAAGGUAUUGAAACAGAUUCGGAGACUACCUGGGGUUGGCCUGGGUUGAGAACCGCUUUGAGCUCGGUACCUGUGAAAGGAAACGAGCCAGAAAUCGUCGUACAGAUCUCUUCAAUAGGAACUCUUGGGCCAACCGACAAAUGGCUCGAUAAUAUUCUCUUUGCAACUCUCAAUACCUCAAAGAACGGAAACAAAUCCAAGUCCAAAUUUCAUAUUGUCUUUCCGACCCCUGAUGAAAUUCGGAGAAGUCUCAAUGGAUACCGCUCGGGCAGUGCCAUACAUCUUAAAAUACUAUCCGCUGCUCAAGCAAAACAGCUCCAAUAUCUGAAACCAUUAUUAUAUCACUGGGCUAGAGAUGCUGGUCAAAACGAUACCGCAACCUCUGAGGAUAUCUCGGAUGCUGGACGAAAAAGAGCUGCCCCCCAUAUUAAGACUUAUGUUCGCUAUGCAGACAAAACCCGGUCGUCGAUUGACUGGAUGCUUGUGACUUCCGCAAACAUGUCAAAGCAAGCAUGGGGAGACCCGAUAAAUGCUUCGGGGAAGGUUCGAAUAUGUAGCUACGAAAUCGGGGUUUUGGUGUGGCCCGAGCUGUUUGGGGAGGGGGCUACUAUGGUUCCUACCUUCAAGACCGAUAUGCCCAAAGCCGAGUCAGAUGUGGCCAGCCACAUUGUUGUUGGGGCGCGGAUUCCAUAUGACCUCCCUCUCCUCAAGUACGGGGAAGACGACGAGCCGUGGUGUGCGACUGCAUCAUACACUAAACCAGACGUAGGCAAGCUCCUCUCAGACUAUUAA
This is a messenger RNA of Venustampulla echinocandica, 1584 nucleotides long. RefSeq lists its product as uncharacterized. NCBI's taxonomy places the organism in Eukaryota, Fungi, Ascomycota, Leotiomycetes, Helotiales, Pleuroascaceae. Gene Ontology annotation, biological process: single strand break repair; double-strand break repair. The transcript has 4 exons. Gene Ontology annotation, cellular component: nucleus. Gene Ontology annotation, molecular function: double-stranded DNA binding; single-stranded DNA binding; 3'-tyrosyl-DNA phosphodiesterase activity. The record is from RefSeq and is a predicted model, not a curated record. Bases 1 to 1584 code for a protein of 527 amino acids.